UUCAUUCACAUCUCUCUCUGUGUGCUCACGAGAGAAGGAACAAGAUGGGUUCUGUUUCUCUGAAAAUAGGAGAUGGAACAGCCAGAUUCAAAAGAGCAACUCUAUGUUCUUCAGCUGUUAACAUUCUCAUGAUAUUCUCAGUUAUCACCACCAAUCUUUUUGCUCUCUAUGCUUUCACUGCUUCCCCAAAAAACCAAAACCAUCACCACCUACUUCACCAUGCCCACAAGAAUAUCUCUGUCAUCUCAGAGCAGGUUUCACUCAUUCUGAGAGAGAUCGAUUUGUCUCAGAAGAAAUUGGCCCAGAUGGAGAAAGAGCUUCUUGGCUAUGAAAGCAUUGAUCUUUCAAGACCCAAUAUUGCAAAUGAACUCAAACUCUUCCUCCAGCGUCACCAGCUCCCUCUAGGCAAAGAUUCAAGAACUGGGAUCACUGAAAUGGUGCCAUCUGUUGGCCAUUCCUGUGAGAAAUCUUCAGACUUGUUGUCUCAAUACAUGAGUUACAAAGUUUCUGGACCUUGCCCUGAUGAUUGGAGUGUAGCACAGAAACUAAUCAUGAGAGGAUGUGAACCCUUACCAAGAAGAAGGUGUUUUGCUAAGACUGUUUCCAAGGUAGGCCUUUAUCCUUUUUCAUUGUCUCUUUGGAAACCUGUUGGUAAUAAGACUGUUAACUGGAGUGGUCUCAAUUGUAAGAACUUUGAAUGUUUGAAUGGUAAGAAGUUGAGUAGAGAAUGCAUUGGUUGUUUUGAUUUGGUUAAUGGCUAUGAGAAUCAGAGGUUUGUCAAGGCUAAAAGUAAGAAUGAUUUUCUUGCUGAUGAUGUGUUAGCCUUGGGAAGUGGAGGAAUUAGAGUAGGGCUUGACAUUGGUGGUGGGUCUGGUUCAUUUGCUGCUAGAAUGGCUGAUAGGAAUGUUACAGUGAUUACUAGCACUCUCAAUAUUGAUGCCCCAUUCAGUGAAUUCAUUGCUGCAAGAGGGCUUUUUCCUCUUUACUUAAGUUUGGAUCAUAGGUUCCCAUUCUAUGACAAUGUGUUUGACUUGAUUCAUGCUGCAAGUGCCUUGGAUGUAGGAGGGAAGCCAGAAAAGUUUGAGUUUUUUAUGUUUGACAUCGAUCGAGUUUUGCGGGCUGGUGGUUUGUUUUGGCUGGAUAACUUCUAUUGUGCCAAUGAAGAGAAGAAACAAGCUUUAACACGGUUGAUUGAAAGCUUUGGAUAUAAAAAAUUGAAAUGGGUUGUGGGAGAGAAGGUUGAUAGUGUUGGGUCAGGAAAAUCUGAAGUUGUUUUAUCUGCUGUCCUUCAAAAACCUGUUAGAGUUUAAAGCGUAGGGGCUUAUACAACAACAAAACGGCAAGAUGUAAGAAUAAUCUUCGUUCUGCUAUAUCUAUUUGGCACGUAAUUUGUAUGAAUGAAUUGCUUUCAACAUCAUCAAAUCUCAUUAGAAGUGGAAUAAGUACAAUAAUUGUUUCUUUACCAAUUGUAAACCAACUUUUUGAGGGGGCAUAUAUCAUGUAUUUUUUAAGUUCUGAUUUAUAUCUUAUUCUGUAU
Molecule: messenger RNA, 1537 nt
Organism: Gastrolobium bilobum
Lineage: Eukaryota; Viridiplantae; Streptophyta; Magnoliopsida; Fabales; Fabaceae
Product: probable methyltransferase At1g29790
Exons: 1
Coding region: 45-1310 (421 amino acids)
Molecular function (GO): methyltransferase activity
Source: RefSeq, a predicted model, not a curated record